AUGCUUGCUCUUCAGCAGAAGCGUGAAGCCGAAAACUACUGGAGACGCGCAGUGAAACUUCGCCCCAGUUACUUCGAAGCUGUCGAGCACCUGAUUGGAUUACUCUGCAGUGACCACAAAGGUCGUGAAGCCGUUCAGGUCAUCGAAGAAGUUGAACGCCAUUUGAGAUUUGCCAAAAGGGCCGACGCUCUUCGGAGCCUCGAAGUCGAGAGCGAACGUUCUGCCUCUGAAAUAAGCGAGUCAAGUCUAUCGGAAGCAUCUGAUCGGCCCGUGUUUGAGUUCGAGGGGGAGGACGAAGCCGUCUUCAAGGAUCUAGACGAGCUCCCUGGCUCGGACCAGCCAGGCUUUGGUUCAAGCGGCUAUGCCAUUGCUGGUUGCGACAACGGUCGCGUUCUAGCUCUGGUGCAUGCCAAGGGCAACAUGUUGUACGCACUCGGCGACAACGCCGGUGCCGCCAGGGCUUUCGAGAACGCGGUCCUCAUCGCAUCUGGACCUCAUCCCAAUGGCAUCGAUGGCCUCAUCAGGCGCAUUCUUGGCGUCGUUGGAUACAAUGUAGCGGAACGCUCUCCAGGAGGUCGACGUAUGCCCCCAUCGUCUGAUCCUAUACUGCUACCGCCGGACGCAGCGACCAGAACGGCUUUGCUCUGCUUCGCGCCGCACGGCCAACUUCCGGGCCUGAAAUACGUUCCUAGCGAAGGUCUCUCCAGGAAGGCGGCUAUCUCGACUACAAGCAACUCUCUGCUUUCGUUAGCAAAGAUUUUCCAGGACGGCAUGGCAACCAACUCACCCAAGAAUACCGUUUACCAAAGUAACUAUGGUGUACGAGAGAUUUUGGCUCUAUACUACCUGUCGCUUUCCCUGCAGCCUAGCCCAUCGACUGCAAACAAUGUGGGCAUUCUUCUCGCUAGCGUACAGCAAUCUGCCCCUUCGAAAGCCAAUCCAAUGUCGCAUGCUUUUGCCGGACCCCACAUCCCUGGGCUGAUGCCCGGUAGUGGAGUAGCUCUUGCGCUUGCGUACUACCAUUACGGACUCCAGCUCGAUUCAUCCCAUGCGCAUCUCUAUACAAACCUUGGAAGCCUCUUGAAAGAUAUCGGCCAACUAGAUUCUGCUAUAAACAUGUAUACACAGGCAGUCAAGUGUGAUCCGAACUUCGACAUUGCUCUCGCCAACCUCGCCAACGCCGUCAAAGACAAAGGCCGGAUAGCCGAUGCCAUUUACUACUACAGAAAAGCAGUAAAGUCCAGUCCAGAUUUUGCCGAAGCUGUCUGCGGGCUUGCUAAUGCCCUUAACUCUGUUUGCAACUGGGCUGGCAGAGGUGGUAUUGCCGAACACGGCGGAUCAAGAGACCGCUGGCAUGUCAACGACAGUGGCAUGCUUCUAGACGCCAAGAUACCCGGUGCGUCGAGCUCAGGCUGGAUCCACAAAGUCGUGAAAUUGGUCGAGAAACAGCUUGCAGAUGGUGAGGAUUGGGGCCGAGGCAUGAUGAAUGAACAAUUCAUACAAGAUGUCAUUCGUCCUCUGGCUCUCACGGGAAGCACGCAAAAUGUGAAAGAGAAAGAAGAUAGCAUGGUGUCAGUGUUGCAGCAAUGGAAGGGUCAAAAGUGGGAGGGUGCUCGCAUCGUACGACUCGUUGAGCGUGCUAUACGAUGGAUGACUUGGCAAUGGUACCAGGAUCGCUACGUCACUGGAACACAGCGACCACCGGCCUCCUACAAGAGACCUCAAUUGCCAGCAGCUUUGACGGUACCUGCGGCGCCUACUGUCCUACCGUUCCACACAUUCACCUGCCCCAUGUCGGCUAAACAGAUACGUCUUAUCUCGCAACGUAAUGGCCUCCGCAUUUCGACCUCGACGUUGAGAGUCCCUUGGUUACCUGCGACCGUCUACCAGCCUCCUGCGCCACCGAAACCAUACUUGAGGGUCGGCUACGUAUCAUCGGAUUUCAACAACCACCCGUUGGCCCACUUGAUGCAGUCGGUAUUCGGUUUCCACAAUCCAGGUAGAGUGAAGGCAUACUGUUAUGCCACCACAGCGAGUGAUGGAUCAGAGCAUCGCAAGCAGAUUGAGAGGGAAUCGCCUGUCUUCUACGAUGCCAGCAGCUGGUCAGCGGAACGACUUGUUCACCAGAUAACUCAAGAUGGCAUCCAUGUUCUUGUCAACUUGAACGGCUACACAAGAGGUGCGCGGAAUGAAGUCUUCGCUGCCCGUCCCGCCCCUAUCCAGAUGGCGUUCAUGGGUUUCGCGGGUACUCUCGGCGCCGAGUGGUGUGACUAUCUUCUUGCCGAUGAUACCGCUGUUCCUCCAGAUACACUCCGACAAUGGCGCCGUAACAUUGACCUGGAAGACGCUCUUGUAGACGACAACAGCGGUGGUUCAGACGAAGAAUGGAUCUACGGAGAGAACAUUGUCUUCUGCCGGGACACUUUCUUCUGCUGUGACCAUCGACAAAGUGCUCCAGACUCGCAAGGACGACAGCCCAAUUGGGAAGAAGAGCAACAGCGGAGGUGGGCUAUGCGUAAAGAGAUCUUUCCGAACCUCUCGGAUAAUGCGAUCAUCCUUGCAAACUUCAACCAGCUGUACAAAAUCGAGCCCACGACGUUCCGUACCUGGUUGCGCAUUCUUGAAAAGGUUCCCAAUGCCGUUCUCUGGCUCUUGCGUUUCCCCGAUCUUGGCGAGACCAACCUCAAGCAGACGGCUCUUGCCUGGGCAGGUGCAGAUGUGGCAAGCCGCAUCAUGUUCACCGAUGUUGCACAGAAGCAUCAGCACAUUUCUAGGGCUCGUGUCUGCGAUCUGUUCCUUGAUACACCGGAGUGCAAUGCACACACAACCGCCGCCGACGUCCUCUGGUCUGGAACACCACUACUGACGUUACCUCGCUACAAGUACAAGAUGUGCUCUCGCAUGGCAGCCUCAAUCCUCAAGGGCGCGUUACCCAAGACACCAGCAGGUGCUCAAGCUGCGAAAGAGCUCAUUGCGAGCAACGACGACGGCUACGAAGCCAUGGCCGUACGUCUCGCACGCAACUGCACGUAUAACGGCUACCGAGCGCAAGGUCGUUUAAGUGAGCUUCGCCGCAUGCUUUACGAAUCACGAUGGUCAAGCCCGCUUUUCGACACCAGACGCUGGGUCAGAGACUUGGAAGAUGCUUAUGAGAUAGCAUGGAAGAAAUGGGAGAAGGGAGAAGGUGGCGACAUUUGGUUGCAACAUGAACCAUCUCCGCGCGCUUAG
Messenger RNA from Alternaria hordeiaustralica, 3228 nucleotides. RefSeq lists its product as uncharacterized. Lineage: Eukaryota; Fungi; Ascomycota; Dothideomycetes; Pleosporales; Pleosporaceae. Gene Ontology annotation, biological process: protein O-linked glycosylation. The transcript is spliced from 2 exons. Bases 1 to 3228 code for a protein of 1075 amino acids. Gene Ontology annotation, molecular function: protein binding; glycosyltransferase activity. The record is from RefSeq and is a predicted model, not a curated record.